Molecule: messenger RNA, 1755 nt
Organism: Vigna radiata var. radiata (mung bean)
Lineage: Eukaryota; Viridiplantae; Streptophyta; Magnoliopsida; Fabales; Fabaceae
Product: myb family transcription factor APL
Exons: 6
Coding region: 193-1338 (381 amino acids)
Molecular function (GO): DNA binding; DNA-binding transcription factor activity
Source: RefSeq, a predicted model, not a curated record
UAUUCUUUUAAGUAAUGCUAGCUCCUUCCAUUGUGCUUUAUACCUGAGGAGGUAACCAAAGCCGUUCACACCCUUCUCUCUUCUUCAAAACGCACCCUAUUCUCCCCUAUUUUGCAUCGCAUUUGUUCUUGAAUCUCUUCAGUAUUCCUUCUCAGAGCCUCUCAUCAGAGAGAGAGAGAGAGAAAGUGAGAGAUGGAGAGAAUGUUCCCUCCAAAGAAGCCCUCAACUAUGAAUUCUCAUGACAGACCCAUGUGUGUUCAAGGAGACUCGGGUCUUGUCCUCACCACUGACCCAAAACCUCGCCUCCGUUGGACUGUUGAACUCCAUGAACGUUUUGUCGAUGCUGUUACUCAGCUUGGAGGCCCUGAUAAGGCUACUCCUAAAACCAUCAUGAGGGUUAUGGGUGUGAAGGGUCUCACCCUUUACCACCUCAAGAGCCAUCUUCAGAAAUUUAGGCUUGGCAAGCAGCCCCACAAGGAAUUCAAUGAUCACUCGAUUAAGGAUGGUAUGAGAGCUUCGGCUUUAGAACUGCAACGAAAUACUGCUUCCUCUUCUGCCAUGAUUGGCCGCAACAUGAAUGAUAACUCACACAUGGUUGAUGCGAUUAGGAUGCAAAUAGAGGUGCAGAGAAGAUUGCACGAACAACUUGAGGUUCAAAAACACCUUCAGCUGAGGAUUGAGGCUCAAGGGAAAUACAUGCAGAGCAUAUUGGAGAAGGCUUAUCAAACACUUGCUGGUGAGAACAUGGCAUCUGCGGCCAGUAACUUAAAGGGUGGUAUCGUACCUCCUCAAAGCAUUCCUGACAUGGGGGUGUUGAAGGAGUUUGGUUCCCCUCUUGGUUUUUCUUCUUUUCAAGAUCUUGAGAAUAUCUAUGGUGGUGAGCAAAUUGAGCUUCAUCACAACAUGGAGAAGCCACCCCUUGAUCAUGGAUUUAUGUCGAUGAAUGAGAGUUUGUGUUUGGGGAAGAAGAGGUCUAAUCCUUACAGUGGGAGUGGGAAGAGCCCUUUGAUUUGGAGUGAUGAUCUCAGGCUCCAAGACCUGGGAGGGCCAGCCUCAUCUUGCCUUGGCCCUCAAGAUGACCCUUUCAAAGGGGACCAUAUUCAGAUUACACCACCAGGAUCAUUGGAUAGAGGCAGCACCGACAUUGAUCCCAUGUCAGACAUCUAUGACUCAAAGCCUGUGCUUCAGGGUGAAGCUGUUGUCGGGGAGAAAAAGUUUGAUGCAUCUAUGAAGCUUGAAAGGCCAUCACCAAGAAGAGCUCCUCUUCAAGCUGAAAGGAUGAGUCCUAUGAUCAGCACUGGUACAAUGGCACAAGGUAGAGGCUCACCAUUUGGGUGAGUAAGAAUCAUAGUUUUACUUAGAUCAUUUGGUUAUGUUAUGUGUAAUUCAUGACUUGAUGUGAAACUCUCUUAAAUAGUAGCAUAGGGUUUUUGAAUUUGGUCUUGGAAAUCAGCAGUUCUUACGAGGGUUAUUUCCUCCCUCAAGCACUGUUGUCUGGUAUAAUGCCUUUUGCAUGGCAAAUCAAACCAAAGUCUUAUUCUGACAAAUAUAAUUAAAGCACGCAUGAAUGUGCUUGAACGUGAGCAUUCUCACUUGUAGUAGCUUUUACAUUGAUGCUUAGUAACUGGUUUAGUGUUGAGUUUUGUUAACAAUUUUAUCAAUAUUCAUCUUCUUUUGCUGAUGAUCACCUGUUAGAUCUGCAUGUGUUGUUGGGAUGGAUGAGAUUGGAAGCAAGCAAUAAACUUUUCUUCUUUU